This is a messenger RNA of Stegostoma tigrinum, 3531 nucleotides long. RefSeq names its product transmembrane protein 170A (gene tmem170a). Bases 120 to 533 code for a protein of 137 amino acids. Gene Ontology annotation, cellular component: endoplasmic reticulum membrane. Gene Ontology annotation, biological process: endoplasmic reticulum tubular network organization. The record is from RefSeq and is a predicted model, not a curated record. NCBI's taxonomy places the organism in Eukaryota, Metazoa, Chordata, Chondrichthyes, Orectolobiformes, Stegostomatidae. The transcript is spliced from 3 exons.
AUCUCGCUGGCCGCUCUGCUCGAUGUUUGGGUCGUUGUGAUGGCGGCGGCGGCGUUAUCGACGGCCGAUUCGGGCUUCCCGUCGCACUAGAUGGUGGGCGCUGCGUUGAUGGCUGAGCCAUGCCGAUCGGCGACGGCUUGACGGUGCAUCAGAUCCUGAGUUUGGGCCUAGUCCCCCGGGUCGGCAACACGACCUGCCCUGGAAACAUCACCGCGUCGAUAUGCCAUUUCUCCGAGAUGUGGUAUGCAGUGUUCCUUUGGGCUUUACUGUCCACAGUUUUUAUCUAUGUUCCUGCUGGAUUACUGGCAUUUGUGAUGCUGAGGCACCACAAAUAUGGACGAUUCAUGUCACUAGGUAUCCUGGCUGGAAUCUUGGGUCCGAUCACUGCAACAGUGUUGACCAGUGCAGCUAUUGCUGGUGUCUACAGAGCUGCAACAAAGCAAAUGGUGCCUCUUGAAGCUCUGGUUCUGGGAGUCGGACAGGUGUUUUUCAUUGUUGCGAUAGCAUUUCUGCGGAUUUUGGCAACUUUAUAGCAGAAGGUGUUCUGCUUAUCCAAAAGGAACUGGGCACUCGAGCCUUAGUGUCCCAGGUUUGUCCAACUUGUGGCUGCAUGUAGGGUUGCACCGAUAUUCCUGUGGAAUCCAAACCAAGGUUCAUGCCAAUCAUUUGCUGCUCAAAUAAGAGGAUUUGGCAACAGCGUAAAUGUUGUGGAUUUCCAUGGAUUGCCAAGCUCGAACAAAGGACGCAUGCACUAAUUUUUUUAUUGAAUAUCUUGAGUGCUGAGAUUUGUUCUUUGAUGUAAAAAAACUCAAAGCCAAAAGAGGUAAUAGUCCACUUGCAUAUCUUUUAAUGUCAUUUUUUGCACAUGUUUCAACUGUACAAUUCUUUCUAAUGUGAAGGCUAUUAUAAAGAAUGCAUAUUUAUUGUAGGAAUAGGACAUUGGACUACAAAAUUUUGUUUGAAAUAUGGAAAUUGUAUUUUGAUUCAACCUGCCAUAUUUCAAUAUUUUAGCAAUUGGGGUAAUUAUGUAAAGGCAGAUUAAACUCUUCCAUCUGAAGGUUACCAAAGGUUUGGCAACUUAAGUAUAUACCCAAAAGAACUGAAGUAUUGCAGCUUCAUAGCUUAAACAAAGUGAACAAGUUCGACUAUACCUAACAAAAUAUGGACUCUAUUUUAUGAGAGUUCUUUGUUUUAUAAUUUGCUAUUUACAGGCAAUUUCAAAACUUAAAAAUAAUUAAAUGGUUGCGUUUGACAGUGAUUAUGAGAAAACCAUCAUUCCAACACUAACAGAAUUUGUGAUUAUAUCCAGCCCUUGUUCUGCAAUCAACAUUGACAAAUGCAUCUUAUUCCUCAUUCCCAUUUCUGAUUGAAGGGGGGGAAAAAAUCUAGCGUUCUAUUGCAUUAUUUAUUCACAUAUAUAUUGUUGGGAAAACGGAAGGUGUUGGGUUUAUUUUUAGUAGCAGUUAACAGCCAAAACUCCAACCCAGAGCAGCCUUAAGUUUCUGUAGUAGUACACUUGGCUUCUUCAAAAGUAUCAAAUUAGGAAGUGUGGUUAUCCCUAUGUAAAUUUGCUGCUGCAAGUAUUUUUGCUGAGCCAAUGAACAAGAAUGUCAUCCACACGCCAUGCUCAUUACCCUGGCACACAUUUGAUUACACAAGUCAAAAAUAGGGCAUGACUCUGGAAGUUAGGUGCAAUAUUAAUGAAGACUGUGUGUGGACUGCUUUUCAUUUUCAGUUGAAACUUGGAUAGAAGUUUUUUUUAAUGGCUAUCAUUUGCUAUCAGCUUGUGUUUAAAUGCAGCACUUACCGUGCACAUAUACAUUUCAGAUGUGCUAAGUGUUUUAAAUCGUUCUAUUUUAAAAACGAAUCAACCACUUUGAAUAAUUGUACACUUUGAGAAAAUCUCAUUUUUGUGUUUACAUCGUCACUGUGCUGAAGUGGAAUCACUCAGUUUUGCUUGUUUAGGACUGUUUACAAACAUUUGUCAUUAGAUCUAAGUUUAAAAUAAUUGAGAAAACCAGUCCUGUAACCUGUAUAACACUUGCACAGAGGUCCCCAUUUUGGCAAAACGUACCAUGCAUUUAGUGUCAUUGUCUACAUGAUGUGCUGUUAGCUUGACUCUGGACAUCUGAAUAAGCAUCUCCAAGUUGUAAAACUCUAAUAGUUUCAACCAUUGUUUCUAUUUAUUCCAUAUUUGGUGAUGUAUUUACCAGGGAAUAAUAUUUAACUGUUGUAAAUAGAAUAACAGUAGUGAAUGGGCCACAUUAACUUACAAUGACUGUGCAGCUUGCAAUGAGGCCCGUGACUCUGGGCUUAGUUAGGAAGUGAUAGGUUAUUUACUGGCACUUUAAUUAUACCCUUCUUGAUGUCAACAUCCAAGGAAGGUAACACUCCAUAAAUGAAAAGGAGACUCUCUCAUUUAGCUAAUGCAUGUACUGAUUCUGGAUUUCAGUGUAAAAUGGCGAUAGGAGGUGCUUCCUUUCACCUUAUUUGGGAUACAGAAAGAGAAUUGUGGAGGUGGAGAGCCCAAAUUCUCUCGUGUAGAUUCGACCAGCAUUUUUGUUUUUACUUUUUCCACUGCCACUAUUUAUCCUACACACAACCCUUUUCUUACUCUUUCUCACCGUCAUUUGUUUCUUCCAUUAUCCCUUUCCCAUUUUACGUCCUGACUUCCAUCUCAUUCCCUUCUGUUUUCCGUUGCUUUCUUUCAGACAUAAUUAUGUGCUGACCCAGUUUAUGAAAAUUUUCACUUGUAGUGGGGGACUGCUUCCUUUUUAGUAAAAUGCAUCUUUGGUAUAAAAACCUAUCCAGUGAGUGGACUGCUGAUUUGUGAUUUCCAUGGAAAAAUAGGUGAAAUUCCAGAUUAAUAUUAGCAAAACAUUUAUAUAACAAAAACUGACUAUACUGGUUGACUGCUGUAAAGCAUUAGCCCUCCUGCUGAUACAGUGGAAUACUUUAUCAGAGGUUUCCUUUUCUGUUAUUCUUCCACUUCCUCAUUUCUGUAUAUUCUCAACCAGAGGAGUAUUUCCACAUUCAUUUUGUGUUUCAUUAUCUCAAAUUUACUUGCAAUGUAAUGCAUUAUGAAGUGGUGUAACAACUAGAAUAUCAGUUAGCAUAGAGAAGUCUGCAAUGCUGUACCUACAGUCAUUUAUCUAGUGUCUGUAAUGUAGCCUGUGUUUGCACCUUAAUUUUGGUGUUGGUCUUAAGUUUAAACCGCAUUAACAAACAUUUAGUAAUUAAUCAUUGUCAUGUGCACUCAUUGUAAGUCCUGUUCACUUGAGUUAAUUGUACCUUUUAUAUAACAUGCAAAUAUAUGUAGUGGAAGCCUCUAACCAGUAACUUCUGGUAAAAUCAAAUAAGGUUGACUAAAUUUGAAUUCUCCUUUUUAAGCAUAUUAACAAUGUGAAUUUAAGCAUUUUAUUAUGGUUUUUACUGCUGUGUAAUGAUCAAAUGUUUGUUUUGAAAUUUAUAUUGUCCACAUGGGAAAAUCAAUUUUUAUUUUUCUACUUACAUGGCUAAUUUUGGUGACAU